Molecule: messenger RNA, 1308 nt
Organism: Pieris macdunnoughi
Lineage: Eukaryota; Metazoa; Arthropoda; Insecta; Lepidoptera; Pieridae
Source: the annotation of a GenBank genome assembly
AUGAUACCGUAUCUAAAUUGCGAAGUAUAUCUGUCCGUACUCCUAUACGUAAUAACGAAAAUCUUGUGUUCGAUCGUCGACAAAUAUCGGGUCAUGCACAAGCAAGAAGUGUACGUCGAAGAAAAAGUAGAAGAUGACGUCAAAUGGGUGCCAAAGAAAAAGCACGAAGUCCUUAAAGCUAAAUAUAAGUGCUUGAAAAAGCUCUUCCAAAUCUACGACGCUAGUGUUAUCGGAAUUCUGCCAGAAAAUUACAUGGAACCAUACCCCGAAAAAAGACGCAAAAAGCGAUCGAAGCGUACGAAAACUGAUGCCAUAGUUGGUACCGCUGAACUGUCAAACGGCGAUACCGAUUCGGGCUGUUCUGUGCCCGUAAAAGAAGUUCCAUCCACGUUCAAAAAGGACGGAUUCACCCAGGAUUGUAAAGAAAACGUCUCAGUUCAAAGCGAGAUAAAGCAAUCUGUGGUCAAUGUACCGUACAGGGAAAUGCGAAAACCGACGCGAUUCCAGUGCUUUUUGCAGCGAAUUUUCGGCUUAAAUCCUGAUAGAUUGAAAAGGGGAUAUGCUAGUGACAAUGAUAUCAUAUGUUAUGAUAGACGCCGGCGUGGUAUAAGGCUUAGAAGACGGCGAACGAAGCAGGCAAGGUCGGAAAUGGUUUUGAACGAUAUGAAAAGUCCAGUUAUUUUGUCGUAUAUUCAGAGUGUUCAGAGAAGUUGUUUGAUGGAGUCUACGCCACGCCAAUGUCCUAUAUCUGGGUGUAAAAUGAUGUUUUAUGGAAUAAUAAACUACAACGACCACUUAAACCUCUGCCACUUUCCUGAACGCCAAUAUGUCUGUCACUACUGUCACGAGGGCUUCACCAGCGAGUGUGAUAAAUUGCAGCAUGAGAACGAGCAUCUAGGAAUAUCGAGGAUUAAUACUAGUGAUGUAUCCAGUGGAUGGCAAUCAAGGAAGAUAGCCAGUGUGACUCAAACCGAUCCCGAAGUCCAAGUACCCGAGGAUAAAUUAAAGAAAAUCGUGUCAUUCUUCGACAAAAUCACCAAUCCUGACGACUUUAUAAAUGAAAUCAAGAAAAAUCGACUCUCCGAAUCGAAUUUACAAACUAUACCGGCAACUACAGUUUCGGAGCUCAGUAAAUCAGAAACAUUGAAUCUGCAGAAGAAAUCUGGUAAAUCGUCGUUGGCUAACGAAUCGGAUCACACUGAAAUAUCACAGUGUACUUCCACACCACCAAUAAGAUGUCAGCUGUGUGGAGAACUGUUUGAUAACAGGUACUGUAGUGUGGAUAACUUAAUACUGUUAUUGAAGUGA